CGGGCCCCGCGCGAGCUUUCCCGGGAUAAGUAGCUUAGCGAUCGGGGAGAGCCGAGCGCUGCAAGGUGGGACACGGAGACUCGGAGUUGGAAGUGAAGCCAGAAUCCAGUCCGCCAAUUCCCAGUCCAGUGCUUUUUCAACUGUGCACUCAUUGGAGAGAAGAUAUUUUUCCUCAGUUGGCACUAGCACUUCGGUUGGCUGAACCUCUUGUCUGCUGUCUGCUCCAAGAGUCACCUGCUUGAGAUUCCAAUAAUGUCUCAUCCAUCUUGGCUGCCACCCAAAAGCACUGGUGAGCCCCUUGGCCAUGUGCCUGCACGGAUGGAGACCACCCAUUCUUUUGGGACCCCCAGUAUUUCAGUGUCUACACAACAGCCACCCAAGAAGUUUGCACCGGUAGUGGCUCCAAAACCCAAGUACAACCCAUACAAGCAACCUGGAGGUGAGGGCGACUUUCUCCCACCACCACCUCCACCUCUAGAUGAUCCUGGUGCCCUUCCAUCUGGCUCUGGAAACUUUCCUCCUCCACCACCCCUUGAUGAUGGUGCUUUCAAAGUGCAGCAGGGAAAUCCUGGAGGCAAGACCCUUGAGGAGAGGCGCUCCAGCCUGGAUGCAGAGAUAGACUCUUUGACCAGCAUCCUAGCUGACCUCGAGUGCAGUUCCCCUUACAAGCCUCGGCCUCCACAGGGCUCUACUAGUACAACAGCCUCUCCUCCAGUCUCUACUCCUGUCACAGGACACAAGAGAAUGGUCAUCCCAAACCAACCUCCUCUUACUGCAACCAAAAAGUCUGCAACGAAGCCACAGCCUGCACCCCAGGCUGGCCCCAUCCCUGUGACUCCAAUUGGAACACUCAAACCCCAGCCUCAGCCAGUCCCAGCCUCCUACACCACGGCAUCGACCCCUUCAAGGCCUACCUUCAAUGUGCAAGUGAAGUCAGCCCAGCCUAGCCCUCAUUACAUGGGUGGCCUUUCAUCUGGACAGAUUUAUGGCCCAGGGUCCCAUGGCUAUAACACUCAGCCAGUCCCUGCCUCUGGGCAGUGUCCACCUCCUUCAAGCCGGGGAGGCACAGAUUAUGCAUACGUUCCACCACCAGGACCUCAACCCGAGCCUGGGUAUGGCUAUGCCCCCAACCAAGGACGCUAUUAUGAACCCUAUUAUGGAGGAGGGUCUGCCUAUGGGGGCAGAAAUGACUCCGAUCCUGCCUAUGGUCUGCAAGGUCACCCAAAUACCUGGAAGCGAGAACAAGGGUACACUCCUCCUGUGAUGGGGAACCAGAACCCUGCUGGGAUGUAUCCAGUCCCUGGUUCCAAGAAGACCUAUAUCACAGAUCCUGUGUCAGCCCCCUCGCCACCACUGCAGCCAAAGGGUGGACACACAGGGUCUAUGGGGCCUCCAUCUAUGCCUCCUUCAUUCYGCCCAGAAGAUGAGCUCGAGCACCUAACCAAAAAGAUGCUAUAUGACAUGGAAAAUCCACCUUCGGAUGAAUACUUUGGCCGCUGUGCUCGCUGUGGGGAAAAUGUAGUUGGGGAAGGUACAGGAUGUACUGCCAUGGAUCAGGUCUUCCAUGUGGAUUGUUUCACCUGCAUCAUCUGCAACAACAAGCUCCGAGGGCAGCCCUUCUAUGCUGUUGAAAAGAAAGCAUACUGUGAGCCCUGCUACAUUAAUACUCUGGAGCAGUGCAACGUGUGUUCCAAGCCCAUCAUGGAGAGGAUUCUCCGUGCUACCGGGAAGGCCUAUCAUCCUCACUGCUUCACCUGUGUGAUGUGCCACCGCAGCUUGGAUGGCAUCCCAUUCACCGUGGAUGCUGGUGGACUCAUUCACUGCAUUGAGGACUUCCACAAGAAGUUUGCCCCUCGAUGUUCCGUGUGCAAGGAGCCUAUCAUGCCAGCCCCUGGCCAGGAGGAGACCGUCCGUAUUGUGGCUCUGGAUCGUGACUUCCACGUGCACUGCUACCGCUGUGAGGAUUGUGGUGGUCUCUUAUCUGAAGGAGACAACCAAGGCUGCUACCCCUUGGAUGGACACAUCCUCUGUAAGACCUGCAAUUCUACGCGCAUCAGAGUGUUAACCGCCAAGGCGAGCACCGACCUGUAGAUUCAGUGGUCUAUUAACAGCUUAGUGCACAGCGUUGCGAAGAAUGAAACACAGAAAGAGAUAAGAAAAAA
This is a messenger RNA of Urocitellus parryii (Arctic ground squirrel), 2162 nucleotides long. RefSeq names its product LIM domain containing preferred translocation partner in lipoma (gene Lpp). The record is from RefSeq and is a predicted model, not a curated record. Gene Ontology annotation, biological process: cell-cell adhesion. Gene Ontology annotation, cellular component: focal adhesion; stress fiber. NCBI's taxonomy places the organism in Eukaryota, Metazoa, Chordata, Mammalia, Rodentia, Sciuridae.